Brenthis ino (lesser marbled fritillary) is the source of this 3549-nucleotide messenger RNA. NCBI's taxonomy places the organism in Eukaryota, Metazoa, Arthropoda, Insecta, Lepidoptera, Nymphalidae. The record is from the annotation of a GenBank genome assembly.
AUGCAGCCAACAACUAUGCUUCCGAAACUAACAGAUACAACUCAAACAAUAUCAUUCUCAGAGGGUGAUGGAGUGUCUAGUUCUGAAGUUUAUGCAGCUGAUGUGGUUGUUACCACAAAUGCUGGUAGCCAUAACCAUGGUAGCUCCAAAGUUAAGUUGAAAAACCUUGUAGACUAUAAUUGGGAACCAAAGUUCUACCCUGGACAGUUAUUAGCUGUUCACAUAAGUGGAAAAUAUUUGGCCUAUAGUAUCAAAGCACCCAAUCCAGCUAACCCUGGCACAUGGAAUGGUAUGGUUCGUGUUGUAUAUAAUCCGGAGCCAGGUAUUGAUAGGAGAACCCUUAUCAAGGGUAUGAAGGGAGAGGUUCAAGACCUAGCAUUUGCUCACAUUCCUAAUCAGAUAGUGUUAGCUAGUAUUGACGAGAUGGGUAAUUUUUAUAUUCAUGAAAUUGAAGUCACAGAUACUGGACUAUGUUGCACAUUAUCAGUAGAAGUACGGGAAGACACAGGCGUCGGUGGCUCCACACAUCGUGUGGUGUGGUGUCCGUAUAUCCCUGAUGAAGACGAUGCACCUGAUGAUGAUGUCGCACGACUUUUGUUGACCACUCAUGCAAAUCAAGCGCGCAUGUGGAACAUACGAGGGGUGGUGUCUCUGUCGGGGGGCGCGGGGGGCGUGGGCGGCGCGUCGGUGUCGGCGGCGGGCGCGCUGGGCAGCGGCGCGGGGCGCGGCGCGGGCAGCCACGCCGGCGCCGUGCUCGCCGCCGCCUUCUCGCCCGACGGCACCGCGCUCGCCACCGCCGCCGCCGACGGAUACGUUAUGUUCGCUCAGGUGUACAUGAACAAUGAGAGCAGCCCCCGGUGCCUGCACAAGUGGCAGCCGCAUGGCGGCAAACCUCUCAGCUGCCUCUUCUUCUUAGACAAUCAUAAAAACUAUAAUACUGAUGUACAAUUCUGGAAAUUUGCCGUCACCGGCGCAGAGAACAACACAUCUAUCAAAAUCUGGUCAUGCAAGUCCUGGGACUGUUUACAAUCUAUCACCUUCUCCUCACCACUGAGUGGGGAUUCGCUGGGUAUGAAGGCAAUGCUGGACACCAGCGCUAACUACCUGUUGCUCUCCGACUUCAAGACUAGGAGUCUGUAUGUCCUCAACAUGGCAAGGGACAGUGACGAUACCAUGGCAUAUUGUAAGAGUAUAUCGGAGUUCUUGCUGCCAUAUCCCGUGCUGAGUUUCUGUAUUGUUGAUGCUGAUGAGCAGCUAGUGAAAUGCGAGUCGAGUUGCGACGACCCCUACCACAGGAACGGCUCCGGCGGCGACGCGGGCGACUCGCCCGACGGCUACGAGAUACAUCACGAUGAGGAAGGCAGUGGCGAAUGCGGCAGCGGCGGGCGACGCGUGCGCGUGCGCCUCUACAUCGUGCAGCCCAAGGGCCUGCAGGAGGGCGAGCUAGUGUACGCGCCGCCGCACGCGCCGACGGGGAUACCCUUGCAUGAUCUUGAGGAGCUAACACUGGAAGAGAGCUCGGAGGCGAGCGCGAUGCCCUCUAGCAUCCUGCAGCAGCAGACGCAGCAACUCAAAAGCCUACUCAUGAGGUCGCAGACACAACCAGGCAGUUUAAUUGGUCAACGUCCAGAAUCUCCAUCCUCCCACCCGCAACUCAAUCUCAUGACCCCAGAUGCAUUCAGCUCCCCAGGCAAGAGAGACGAUGAUGACCCACCUCUGUCAGCUACUCCGGAAAUCACCGCGAAGCCCAGGAUGUCUAUUGGAGGCAUAUCAGAGGAUCAAGUGGCGCCGGGCGUCGAAGGCAAAGCGUCAGGCGGCUCCAGCCCCAGCCGCGAGGUGCGAGAGAUAAUGUCGCAAAACGACCGGCCUUUCUUUAACGACAUGGAGGAGGAAGAAGAAGAAGUGAAGGAAGCGAGCCCUACCCGCGAGCAGGCGGGCGCGGGUGGCGCGAGCGAGCCGUUGUUCGCGCCCGAGCUGUACACUUCGCCGGAGAAGCCGCCCAAGCUCACGCAUGCCAACAGCGACACGUCGUGGCCGCAGAUAUCGCUCGCACAAAUAACAGAAGCGAACCAACGCAAAGCCUCCAGCGAGAAGUCGAGCACGCAGUCGCUCAGCGCGCCGCUCCCAGCACCAUUGAGCACGUCAUCGCUCACAACGUCCCUCAACGCUUCGCUUUCAACGUCCUUGAACGCUUCGCUUCCGACGCCUUUGAACGUUUCGCUUCCAACGCCUUUAAGCGCUUCGCUCCCGACGCCUCCUAAUCCUUUAGUACCUCUGACAGUCCCCGAGAGAGUAACGGAACGUAUAGAACGUAUUGUGGUAGAUGAAGCUACGAAGACUAAAUUGGAAUCAUUGGAGCAAAAACUAGAUAAGUUGACUGAGUUGAUGUCGGCGCAGUCGCGCGAGCUGCGCGCGCUGCGCGGCGAGGCGGCGGCGCCGCGCGCGCAGCUGGAGGAGGCCCUGGCGGCGCACGCGCAGCGCACCGCCGCCGCCGUCGACGUCGCGCUCGGCGCCGGGUGGGAGCGCGUGUCGCGGCUGGGCGAGGCGGCGGGCGCGGCGGCGGCGGCGGCGGCGGGCGCGGGCGCGGCGCGCGCGCUGGAGCCGCUGGCGCACGCGCUGCAGCACGAGCUGGCCGCCAAGCUGUCCGCCACCGACCGCCUGCUGCGCGACAACAUCGACAAGCUCGUCACCAGCAAGACGGUGAUGGAGAGGCUGAGCACGUCGAUCGCGGCGUCGCUGUCGGAGAUGGUGCGCGAGGCGUUCCGCGCGGCGCUGUUCGAGAGCGUGGUGCCCGCCAUGGAGAAGGCGCACGCGCAGAUCUUCCGCCAGAUCAGCCACACCUUCCAGGCCGGGACCAAGGAGUUCGCGGCGAACACGGAGGCGGCGGCGCGCGCGGCGGCGGAGCGCGGCGGCGCGGCGGCGGCGGCGGCGCUGCAGCGCGCGCUGGAGCGCCACGCCGACGCGCUGCAGCAGAGCGCGCUGCAGCCGAGGCUGUACGCCGACCAGCUCAAGGACGUCGUGCACGGUAUACUGGAGAAGGAAGUAGUUUGGUGGCGCGAGCAGGCGCGCGGCGCGCUGCAGGCGUCGCGCGCGCACUCGCCCGCCACGCCCGCCGCGCCCUCCGUCGCCGACCGACAGAUGCAAGUGUCCCAGAUCCAGUCGCUGAUGAUGGGCGGCGACGUGAACGGCGCGUUCCAGCUGGCGCUGUCGGCGUCGGACCUGGCGCUGGUGGUGGCGGCGUGCCGCGCGGCCGAGCCCGCGCGCGUGUUCGGCCCGCCCUGCCGCCUGCGCCAGCACGUGCUGCUGUCGCUCGUGCAGCAGCUCGCCGCCGACAUGGCGCGGGACACGCACCUCAAACAUAGGUACUUAGAAGAAGCAAUCAUGAAUUUAGACACAACAAACCCAGUUACCCGAGAACAUUUGCCCAUUGUAGUCCGAGAGCUUCAGAAGCAAAUUGUGGCAUUCCUUAACUCUAAUCCCGGACACGCACUCAGCAGGCAGUUCAGAAUGCUGCUGAUGGCUACUGAGUCACUGGUGAAGAAUGCCGUC